Lasiodiplodia theobromae is the source of this 1512-nucleotide messenger RNA. Its product is annotated as Cation/H+ exchanger. Bases 1 to 1512 code for a protein of 503 amino acids. Gene Ontology annotation, cellular component: plasma membrane. The record is from RefSeq and is a predicted model, not a curated record. Gene Ontology annotation, biological process: proton export across plasma membrane; regulation of membrane potential; sodium ion export across plasma membrane. The transcript has 7 exons. Gene Ontology annotation, molecular function: sodium:proton antiporter activity. NCBI's taxonomy places the organism in Eukaryota, Fungi, Ascomycota, Dothideomycetes, Botryosphaeriales, Botryosphaeriaceae.
AUGCCUCAACUCGAGCUUAGUCAGCUCAACAUCGUUCUUUCCGUCACUGGCGCGUUCUUGGUGCUUUAUGGUAUUAUUUCUUCAAAGAUCAAGUAUUCUUGGUAUCUCGGAGAAGCUCUCCCAGCAACCGUCAUAGGAAUCAUUCUUGGUCCGACCGCCUCAAAAUUCGUAGAUUCUGCAACUUGGGGAGAGGCCAAUGAAGACACCCUACAUGAGAUCACUUAUGGAGUUAGUAGAGUCGUUAUUGGAAUCCAGCUCGUCAUCGUGGGGUUUCAGCUCCCUGCGAAGUACCCGCUCAUUCGUUGGAAAGAAUUCGCCUUCGGGGCAGCGCCCGUCCUGACCAUCAUGUGGCUCUCCACCUCUGUCUGCGUAUACGUACUCAUUCCAAAGGUCACAUGGCUUGGCUCAUUGGUCAUCAGCUCAUGCGUUGCUUGCAACGAUUCCGUCCUGUCCCAAGCCAUCGCCAAAGGACCUUUUGCCGACAAAUACGUCCCUAGACGCAUUAGAGACAGUGUCUCCGCCGAGGCUGGAGCCAACGAUCUCUUUCAGUUUCCCAUGCUGAUGCUCGCAACAUUCCUUAUCAGACAUGCAGCCGCUCCGGGUGCUGGUGCGGCGAACACGGAGGAGAUCAGCAUUAUCUCGGGUGCGGACGAUGUCGGGAGGAUUGGGGGUGGCAUUGGCGUAGCUCUCAGGAUGUGGGUUUUGGAGACGUGGUUGUACACUGUGCUUCUUAGCAUCGCGUACGGGGCGGUGGUCGGGUAUCUGAGUUGCCUGGCUAUCAAGUUUGCACUUCGCAGGAAGUGGAUCGACUCGGAGAACCUAUUCUUGUUCCCCACAGCCAUUGCCCUCUUCGUCCUCGGCACCGCCGGCGCUAUCGACACAGAGGAUCUUCUUGCCUGCUUCGCCGCUGGCAUUGCACUCAACUGGAAUGGCAUUUACCAGGAAGAGUGCGACAACAGACACGAUGGAGUCAACCCGACCAUUUGUUCUCUCCUUAACUAUGGAGGCUUCCUCUACAUUGGCACCGUCAUGCCAUGGAAGGAAUUCAACGGCUCGGAAAUAACCGGCAUCAGCGGCAUCUUCUUUGCGGAGCACACCCGUCAUCUAUUCCCUGAGCUUGGGGAAGGUGACGCCGAAGAAACCAGCCUUAUCGCCGCUCUUGGUCCUACUGUGUACUGGCUGGUGCUUUUUUCCAUCGUCGUUCACGGCGUUUCGGUCCCGCUCCUCGAUUUCAUCUAUAGAAAAUUGGGUGUAUCGACAAUCCCCCACGAAGACACCCUUCCCCUAUCACGGACCCCUUCUCUACCCCGCUACAGCGAGUCUCCAGGAAGUCGAGAGGCAACGGUUGUGGUUGAAGACAAGCAAGUCGGGAAGUCCUCGUUCGAGACUGUCUCACUCGAGAAGGUCUCAUGGGAGGAUUCGUGGAGCGCGGACCGUAAAUCAUCGUUUGAUGAUGACAAAAAGAGCUUAGAUGUUUCGGACUUUAAGGCAGAGAUGAAGGAAUUUGUUUGA